AUGUCGGGGCAGAAGGGCAGUCUGCCGCUGUCGGUGCAGACGAUGGCAGCGGUGGAGGCUCUGCGCCGUCUGCAGGCACAACGCCCGCAGGCCCAAGGCAUUCCCGCCGCCUGCAGCGUGGCCGACGUCCAGAUUGGAGAGGACUCGUACCGACUGUCACUUCUGCUGGAAAGUUGUUCAAUAGCGGACAAGAACAACCCUCCAAAGAAACCUCCACCCAAAAAGAAAACCGCUCCGAGCGAAAAGAAUGUGAUACGAGAUAAAUGUUCAUAUACCGAGUGCUUCAAGCGAACUUUGCUUUUUGUCUUUCACGUUCUGAGAGUCAAGCAGCUCUUUCUCGUACCGACCCUACUGCAUCGAGUACUUGUGGGAGCGCACAAGCGGACGUGUGCAUACCCUGUGGCAGCUCCUGUGGUAAGCAUGAGGGAAGUUGCAAGACCCACUACAUCUCGCUGGCGCACUGGAUUCGAGCGUACAGCUCUGCAGGUGGAACACAGACGACCACCUCCACCUCCCAUGUUA
Messenger RNA from Gryllus bimaculatus (two-spotted cricket), 522 nucleotides. NCBI's taxonomy places the organism in Eukaryota, Metazoa, Arthropoda, Insecta, Orthoptera, Gryllidae. The record is from the annotation of a GenBank genome assembly.